GAAAUCUAUUAUCGCAUCGGAUAAGAAAGAAGAACAUCACGUGUUCUCUCUCAACGAAGACGACUCUCUCCCUCCGAUCUCAAAACCAAUACUUUCAUUGAAUUUCCCCGGAGAAGCUCAGAUCCUCGCCGGCGAAACAACCCUCAGAUCCUUAUCGAAAUCUCAACCUCCGUAGACGGAAGAGACCCAGCUGCAAAGAGUCAAAUUUUGUAAGAAUCCAAUGAAUCAAGAAAACGCUGGUUAUGGAGAUAAUCAGAAGCUACUUCACCAGGGAAGCGGGACUAUUCCUGCUCUUGCUGAUGAAGAGCUCAUGGGGGAAGAUGAUGACUAUGAUGAUCUCUAUAGCGAUGUUAAUGUUGGUGAGAGCUUCUUCCAAGCUCAUAAUCAACCUCAAGCACCAGCUCAAGUCGGUGGAAGUAUUCAAGCUCAGAAUAGUAAUGUUUCUGAACCGAGAAUGGCAGUUGUAUCUGGAGGUGGAGUUGAAGGGAAGUAUGGUAAUGGGAUCAGUGGACCUGAGACAAGAUCAGAUACUUAUCCGCAAGGAUCUUCUUUUGGACCAAAAGGGAUGAAUGUUGAUGUCCAGUCCAACCAACCCAACAAAGUUAAUCCACAAGGAUCAACAUCUAUUGUGUUGAACACGCAUAGUUUUUCAGGGAAUGCUGUGAAUGUGCCUGAGCCUCCUCCUGUGCAUAACGCUUAUGGUGGUGCUCCUCAAGGUGCUCAGCAGAUUCCUGUUAGCCAGACGAGUGUGAAUCCAAGCGCAAUGGUGAACAGAAGCCCCACGCAGCCGUUUGUUGUGGACAAUGGGAACACCAUGCUUUUCGUGGGGGAGUUGCACUGGUGGACGACGGAUGCAGAGAUUGAGAGUGUUCUUUCUCAGUAUGGAAGAGUGAAAGAGAUCAAGUUUUUCGACGAGAGAGUUAGUGGUAAAUCCAAAGGGUAUUGUCAGGUUGAGUUUUACGAUUCAGCUGCUGCAGCUGCUUGCAAAGAAGGAAUGAAUGGGUUUGUUUUCAACGGUAAAGCAUGUGUUGUAGCCUUUGCUUCUCCCGAGACGCUGAAGCAGAUGGGAGCUAACUUCACUGGGAGGAACCAAGGACAAAACCAAAUGCAAAACAGAAGGCCUUUGAAUGAGGGAAUGGGAAGAGGCAACAACAACAAUAACAACAACAACAACAUGAAUACGCAAAAUGGAGACGGUGGAAGAAACUUUGGGAGAGGUGGUGGGUUUGCACGUGGUGGCCAAGGAAUGGGAAACCGUGGAGGUCAUUGGGGUGGUGCAGCGAGAGGCAGAGGGAUGAACAACAUGGCUAACGGUGCUGGUGCUGGACCGUAUGGCGGCCCUGGACUCGCUGGUCCAGCGUUUGGUGGUAUGAUGCAUCCACAGGGUAUGAUGGGAGCUGGUGGGUUUGAUCCUACAUUCAUGGGUCGUGGUGGUGGUUAUGGAGGGUUUCCUGGUCUUGCUUACCCCGGGAUGCCUCAACCUUAUCCCGGUGUUAAUCCAAUGGGAAUGGUUGGGAUUGCUCCUCAUGUUAAUCCCGCCUUUUUCGGGGGCGCGGGGAUGGGAACGAUGGGUAACGCAGGGAUGAACGGAGUUCAUGCAGGAGGGAUGUGGAACGAGGCUAGUGGAGGAGGUGGUGGUGGUGAAGAGGGUGGCUCUGAAUACGGUGGGUAUGAAGAUGAAAACCAAGAGAAAGAAGAGAAGCCAUCACGUGAGAAAGAGCGUUCUACCACGGAACGUGACUGGUCUGAGAGCAGUGGUGGUGAUAGAAGACACAAGAGUCACCGUGAGGAGAAAGAUAGUCACCGCGAGUAUAAGCACCGUGACUCUGAAGAGUACGAUAGAGGACAGUCUUCUUCCAAGUCUCGAAGCAGAUCAAGAAUGUCGGAAGAUGAUCAUAGGUCCAGGUCAAGAGAUGCAGACUACGGAAAGCGAAGGCGAGGAGACUGAAAAGGAACAUCUGAUGUUCUUCCUGCCUCUUCUCUUGUUGCUGCAUCUAAACAAUACGGUUUUAAGUUACUCUGCAUACUGCAUCAAACUACUUAUCAUCAUCAAAUAUUUGAUACAAUGUUUCUCUAUACCUUGUUUGCUGAUAAUCUGUCUUUGGAGUUGAGCAUAUAUAUGUGUAAACUAUGUUUUUGUUUUUGUUAAAGUUUCAUUUGUUACUGCAAACACUUUGAUCUAGGAAGCUGUUGUAAAAGAGAUCUUUAUUAUUUGCUCUUA
Messenger RNA from Brassica rapa (field mustard), 2221 nucleotides. Its product is annotated as heterogeneous nuclear ribonucleoprotein 87F. Gene Ontology annotation, molecular function: RNA binding. The record is from RefSeq and is a predicted model, not a curated record. NCBI's taxonomy places the organism in Eukaryota, Viridiplantae, Streptophyta, Magnoliopsida, Brassicales, Brassicaceae.